Molecule: messenger RNA, 2094 nt
Organism: Theileria annulata
Lineage: Eukaryota; Apicomplexa; Aconoidasida; Piroplasmida; Theileriidae
Exons: 3
Coding region: 1-2094 (697 amino acids)
Source: RefSeq, a predicted model, not a curated record
AUGAAUGUUAUUUGGAACCAAUUUAUGUACGAAAUAUGCGAAAGGGUCUCCAAAUACUCCGAUUCAUCAAGAUUUGACGAUAUUAAUAGUUUUGAUAAGGUCGAUAAAUUCACGCCAACCGAUAUAUCACUAAUCUUCUCUUCAUUUUCUCAUGUGAGAAGAAAUAAUAAACAGUUUUACGAUUUUCUAUUACAGUCAGUUCUUCGAGAUGUUGCAAAAUAUACAGUACGAGAUAUCGCAGUUCUGUACAAUAGUCUGGCGAAACUUAGCACUUUUAACGAGUUUGUGUUUGAUAGCCUAAACAAAGAUGUAGCACUUCUUUUGAAUAGCUUAUUGGAUCUUAGAAUUUGUAACCUGAAGGAGAUAUUUGUCAAAUGUUCCCUGAUUCUGUCGAGCAGAAUUAAGUACAUCGAAAACCCUCACACAUUAACACUUUUACUUUAUUCAUAUUCCAGAUUAAUAAUUCUAAAGGAUAAAGAUAAACUCAACAAGCCGAAAAACUUAAGCUCACCUUUAGAACCCAAGCUAACUCCCAUAAUAGCAAAUGAUUAUGAACACAUUAUACUAUCAGAUGUUAUCAUUACACUCCUAUCAAAAUGCUCUGAUGUGCUUUUGACAAUGAACCCUACUGACUUGUUAUACUUAUAUCGCUCUUAUCUAAACUUGUUAUUCAAUUCUACAUAUGUUGAUGAAACCAAUGAAACCACCACCGAAACCAUUUCUUCAAACGAACUGAAUGUAGAUGGGAGAAUAUAUAAUAAUAUCCUCAAGUUUUACAAGCUGAACAACCAAAUAUUACAAAAUAAGUUGGCCUUUCAAACACGCGAAUUGAUCAUCCUAUAUCAUCUUUUACAAAACACAACCAAAAGGAUGAUUGAUGACAACGACCUAAUCACUUUCGCAACUCAGGAAGAGAUGAAAAAUUUAAAGAAUGUAAUUAAGGAAGAAUUAAUAUACAGAAUAAAACAAAUGUCAGUUAUCGACUCUAUGAAUUUUAUAAAUCUUUUGGAUCACUCAGAUGAUAGUCUAGAAUUGGUGUUUAGGAGACUAUGCGACAAGUUAAGCAGAGAACACCAGUGGGAGACAUACACACUCUCACAAUUGUUAAUGGUUCUGGAAAAGAUAAAGGCGAGGAAUUGUAUAAGUGAGGAUUCUAGGAAUCUGGUUGCGGUUUUAAUUUCUAAAACCCCUAGAAUUUUGAAACUCAGUGACCUUGCACUAAUCUCAGAGGUUUCAACCCUUUUCGGCAUAAAAUCUACUGCUUUGGAAAGAAGACUGUCAACAAUAGAGUGCAGAUGUGAAAAUCUAACCGAGAACCAGAUUUAUACUUUCUUCCAUACAUUUGUAUCAUUAGGAUUUCUACAGUUUUUAGAUCCCAUACUUGAACACCUCUAUCACGUCAGGGAUCCAAAUGCCUCAGCUGACUUACUUUUGGAUGUUUCAAUACUAAAAUUUUUAUCGCUAAAGAAUAUAAAUGAAGAUAUAAUAGAACAUUUAGAAAACAACUUAAAGAACGUUGACCUAUCUUACAUAAAGUUGUUACUAACUGGCUUAACCACUCAAAGCAUUGAUAUUUUUGGAACACAUGAAUUAAAUUACAUCAGUAACCUAAAGAGAAUUAGUUUUAAUGACAUAUACAGGGAAUUUUCUGAUGAUUUUGAGGAAUUUGUGGCAAAACACGACCCAAAUGUUAGAUUAGGCAAAAAUAUCGUAGUCAAUAAUAUAAACCUACCAAUGGCGGUUGAAAUAAAUAACAAACAAAUUGCAAUAGUAUUACUAUUUGACGACUUUUAUAGAACAAAUAAAAAAAUGCUAAAACUACACAAAUACGUACAACUCAGGCUGUUGAAGCAUUUGGGAGUAGGUUACAUGUGCUUUGAUCUAAUAGACUAUUACACAAAUGAAAACAAACCAAAUCUUUUGGCGAAUUUGCUCAAAAAUUUGUAUAAUGAAGCAAGUGGUGUGGAAAAGGUAAAGGAGCACUCACAGCCAGAUUCCAACGAUAAAGUUGGUGUUAACGUUAUCAUAAAGGAAAGAAAUUUAAAGAAAAUGAACAACUUCAGCAGAUUUAAAUUAAUGGUAGCAAAUUGUUAA